GCUUCCAGCUGUGACGUCAUCAUCAACAGUGACUCAAUGAAGAACGGAACUGUCAGUUCGCCCUCGUUUCCCAAUCCUUACGCGCCCCGAAGUCACUGUCGCUACGACUUCCAAGGAAGGGGGAAGGAAAGGGUGCAGAUCGUUUUCACAGACUUCAACCUCUACCACCCUACUGAUGACUCCAAGGAGUGUGAGAGCAUAGAUUCUCUGAUGGCGUACGUACUGAUAGAGGGGCGGAUGGAGAAGAUAGACAACUUCUGUGGCUCCAUGGUGCCCAAACCUCUUAUGAGCAACGGUCCCAGACUGAUGCUGGAGUUCCGUGGUAUAUACUCCUCUAGAUACGCCCGGGGAUUCAGAGCCACCUACACCUUCACUGAGAACUUCGGUGUCAUGACGGGGGUACAGCACGACGCCCUGCCCUGUGCCUUCAUGUUCAACAGCACCGGGCCCCAGGGCUCACCCAAUGGUACCUUCUCCUCUCCCCAACUUCCCUGGGUUCUACCCCCGGGACACCGAGUGCCAUUACUUCUUCCACGGCGACACCAACCAGAGGGUGCGUCUUCACUUCCACUACUUCGACGUCGAAGGGGUUCUUCC
This is a messenger RNA of Homalodisca vitripennis (glassy-winged sharpshooter), 597 nucleotides long. RefSeq names its product suppressor of lurcher protein 1-like. The annotation marks the transcript as partial. Lineage: Eukaryota; Metazoa; Arthropoda; Insecta; Hemiptera; Cicadellidae. The record is from RefSeq and is a predicted model, not a curated record. The transcript has 3 exons. Gene Ontology annotation, cellular component: plasma membrane.